UAACUCUCCCUCCCUUCUGCCUGCAUCAUUGUUACAGGAGAUUCCAGUGCAGUGCAGCCCUCUUUCUUGGAAUUCCGGAGCUGAACUGAGCCCAGAGCAGCAGCAGAAGCAAAUAACUUCACAUUACAGGGCAUGACCUUCAUCAGCACAAUGGAUCAGAAAAAAGAGCAACCUGCCAAGUCGUCCUAGCUCCUGGUUGUACAAAGUUCCUGAUCCCUCACAGAUCUCCAGUCAACAGACCCAACUACACCUUCCCUCCUACUGAAAGAAGCAAGUCAACAAAGUCUAGCUCAAACCUGAAACGUUACCAAAAACCCUGUAAGAAACUCCCCCCUGAAAUUUUACAGCCAGCUCAGUGCACUGCGCAUCAGAUUCCAGAUCAGAGGGAAGUUAUGUUUGUGUAGCUAGUAGCAGAGAUUGCACAAAUAAAUAAACACGCAACUAUAUUCAAGAUUAUACACACCGCGCUAUACUGUGUGUAGAAGUAUAUACUCAGAAUGGAUGAUCGGUAUAGAAACAACGCAAAUCUGUAUCAAGGGGCUAAGGACAUAGCUAGAGAGGUGAACCAGGUGUCAGAUGACUACCGGUAUCAGGAUGGCAACUAUGCACCUUCAGAUGGCUAUUACCAUGAUGGGACCCAAGAAGAGGAUGCCCAGAGCGAUGCCACGGAAGGCCAUGAUGAGGAAGAUGAGGUCUAUGAAGGAGAGUACCAGGGCAUCCCUCACCCAGAUGACAUUAAGGGCAAACAGAAGAAGAAAGCCCCUGCCAUGGCCGAUGAGUUUAGAGACAAGGCUGAGCUCAUAGCCGAGCGGAUGGAGGAUGAGGAACAGCUUGCCCACCAGUAUGAAAACAUCAUCGAGGAGUGUGGCCAUGGGCGCUUCCAGUGGAUGCUCUUCUUUGUUUUAGGCUUGGCACUGAUGGCGGAUGGGGUGGAGGUGUUUGUGGUUGGCUUUGUUCUGCCCAGUGCUGAGAAGGAUAUGUGCUUGUCCAGCUCAAACAAAGGGAUGCUAGGGCUGAUAGUCUACCUGGGAAUGAUGGUGGGAGCUGUCAUUUGGGGUGGCCUGGCAGAUAAACUGGGAAGGAAGAAAUGCCUCAUCAUAUCACUCGCAAUCAACGCUGCCUUUGCAUUCCUCUCCUCCUUCGUCCAGGGAUAUGGAUUCUUCCUUUUCUGCCGCCUUAUCUCCGGCCUCGGCAUCGGGGGAUCCCUCCCCAUCGUCUUUGCUUAUUUCUCUGAAUUCCUAUCUCGUGAGAAGAGGGGGGAACACCUGAGCUGGCUCUGCAUGUUCUGGAUGAUCGGUGGCAUUUAUGCCUCUGCAAUGGCUUGGAGCAUCAUUCCCCACUAUGGCUGGGGUUUCAGCAUGGGAACCAAGUAUCACUUCCACAGCUGGAGGGUAUUUGUAAUCAUCUGUGUUCUGCCCUGUAUCUCUUCAUUGGUGGCACUUAAAUUCAUGCCGGAAAGUCCACGUUUUUUGCUAGAGAUAGGUAAACAUGAUGAAGCCUGGAUGAUUCUCAAGCAAGUUCAUGAUACCAACAUGCGGGCCAAGGGGGAGCCGGAGAGGGUGUUUACGGUCGCCCACAUCAAAACUCCAAAGCAAAUAGAUGAGUUUAUUGAAAUCCAGAGCUCAACAGGGGCAUGGUACCAGCGCUGGUUGGUCAGAUUCACGACCACAUUAAAACAGAUCUGGGACAACCUGUUGUAUUGCUUGACAGCCCAGUACAAGAUGAAUACACUGAUUCUGGCUAUGGUUUGGUUUUCAAUGGCCUUUAGUUACUAUGGCCUUACUGUCUGGUUCCCUGACAUGAUCCGAUAUCUCCAGAAUGAGGAGUAUGACUCCCGACUCAAAACCUUCAGUCGGGAACAUGUAACGCACUUCACCAUAAACUUCACACUGGAAAACCAGAUCCAUAGGAAUGGGGUAUUUGUCAAUAUUAAGUUUGCUAAGAUGAAAUUCAAAGAUGUGACUUUUGAGGACAUGCUGUUUGAGGAAUGCUAUUUUGAAGAUGUGACAUCCACCGAGACCGUCUUCAAAAACUGCACCAUUUUAGCCACUGUCUUCUAUAACACUGAUCUUUAUGAAGACAAAUUCAUCGAGUGUAGGUUUAUAAACGUCACCUUCCUGGACCAGAAGGAGGGAUGUCACCUGGACUUCGAGCAGGAAAAUGACUUCCUAAUUUAUCUCGUCAGUUUCCUGGGUAGUUUGUCCGUGUUGCCUGGCAACAUCAUCUCAGCACUGCUCAUGGACAAAAUAGGAAGGAUAAAGAUGAUUGGUGGCUCAAUGCUGAUUUCUGCAGUGUGCUGCUUCUUUCUGUUCUUUGGCAAUAGUGAGUCUGCGAUGAUUGGCUUGCAGUGUCUGUUCUGCGGGGCCAGCAUUGCUGCCUGGAAUGCCCUGGACGUGAUCACCGUGGAGCUCUAUCCCACCAGUAAACGAUCAACAGCCUUUGGCAUCCUCAACGGUCUCUGCAAGUUUGGUGCCAUCCUGGGGAACUCUAUCUUUGCUUCCUUUGUCGGGAUAACCAAAGUAGUUCCCAUCCUUCUGGCCUCCUCUGUGCUGGUUGCGGGAGGCCUGCUAGCCCUGAGGCUACCAGAGACUCGAGAACAGGUCCUGAUGUGAGCAAUUGGGCAGCAGGGAAAUGAAGAAGAGCUACAAAAAAGAGCCAUGUCUAGAAAAAUUAAAAUGUCCAUUUAUCCUUUGCUGCUGAUACCUCAGCUAUUGGGAGGGGGGGAACAACCCCUAAUUUAAGACCACUUCCCAUCCAUGAUUGGCUCUUUGCAACCAGGAUACAUACACACUGCAGAACUAUGCUCAUUUGCUUUAGAUCCAACCCACAUUGGGGAGAGACUGAGGAUCUGUCCUUCCUGGGUAUGCAUGGGCAUAACUGACACAAAAUUUUAACAGCAGCAUUGUGUGUGCAGGCAUCAAAGGGGAGAACAGAUUCAAACCCUUAUAUGCCCUGGGUGAGUUGCAAGAAAACAUCUGCAUUUCCGAGCUGUUUCAGGCAAUUAGCACAAGCUGUCCUGGCUUGCAAAAGAACUGGAAGAUAGUUAACAAACCAACUCUACUGAGGCUAGGUCUAGCUUUGGGGUCAAGAUUUCCAAAAAUGACUAGUGAUAUGGAAUAUCUUGAUUUUGGGGGGCCCAAGUUGAGACACCUUUCAGGGGCCUGAUUUUUUAGAAGGUAAGUGCUCAGUGCUGUCUGAAAAUCAGACCCCUUUAUAUUAUCUCUAGUUGGGCACCAAGAAUCACUAGUCAUGUUCUUGAUCUGGGAUAUUUUUUAAAUAAAAAAUAUAUCCUAUUUCAAUUUCUAAUUUUAAAUCUCUAUAUUGUUCUCAUCAAGAAGAAUCUAAAACUAAAACAAAACUAAAACCAAGUCCCACUAAUGCAAGACAUCCAGAGCAAUCCCUAGGAAGAGACAUGUCAUUCUUGUCCAGUCAACAGUUCUUUAAUGGUGUUGAUUUUAGGAUAUUUCUAUAAUAGGGAUUUUUUUCUGCCUAGUUCUGUUUAAGAGAAAUUGGCAUGAUGUUGGGGAUUCUGCAAACCAAAUGUGUAUAUAUUAUGCAGUGUAAAUAGGGGACAAUUUUUGUUUAAAGUCUAGAGUAUGGUAACUACUAGAAUUUAC
Molecule: messenger RNA, 3617 nt
Organism: Trachemys scripta elegans
Lineage: Eukaryota; Metazoa; Chordata; Testudines; Emydidae
Gene: SV2B
Product: synaptic vesicle glycoprotein 2B
Exons: 13
Coding region: 498-2612 (704 amino acids)
Biological process (GO): transmembrane transport; chemical synaptic transmission
Cellular component (GO): membrane
Molecular function (GO): transmembrane transporter activity
Source: RefSeq, a predicted model, not a curated record